Molecule: messenger RNA, 1517 nt
Organism: Elgaria multicarinata webbii
Lineage: Eukaryota; Metazoa; Chordata; Lepidosauria; Squamata; Anguidae
Gene: ATRAID
Product: all-trans retinoic acid induced differentiation factor
Exons: 7
Coding region: 1-705 (234 amino acids)
Biological process (GO): positive regulation of osteoblast differentiation
Cellular component (GO): intracellular membrane-bounded organelle
Source: RefSeq, a predicted model, not a curated record
AUGGCUGCGCCCAGCCCGCCCGGGGUUCCGCGGCUGCUGCCGCUGCUGCUCCUCGGUCUGGCCGCCGCCGCUGCCGCCGGAGCGCUGGACCCGGUGUGCGGCGGCGGCUGCUGCGCGGGCCCCGUGCGGAACGGCUCGGCGGUGGCGGCCCUUUGCGGCUCUCGGGCGGGCGCGGUGCUGCGGGGCCGGUGCUGCUUGGAAGGGCAGCCGGAGCAGGAGGCCGUUGUGGGGUUGGAUCUGGGGAACUGUUCACUGCACAGGCUCUGUUCCAGCUUCCAGGAGGCCAGCACUGCUUUUGUCAUCGACCUUACUGGCAAUCCGUUGGAGCGUCUCCCUGAAGACGCCUUCCGGGGAUUCACCCUGCUGCAGACCCUAGCUUUGCCACAGACGCUGGACUGCCCUGGAGGCAGCGAGGGCUGGGACAACGUCACCCUCCAAGGGAGCAGCAGCCGCAUCUGCCAAGGCCAGAGGAACCCCUGCAAUGGCUCAGGGGGGCUUGGACGGCUGUGCCCAGAGGACUCGGUCUGUGUCCCUGACGGGCCUGGCUUGCCCCAGUGCCUCUGCAUAGGGCCCUUCCAUGGCUACAAGUGCUUGCGCCAGGGCACCUUCCCCUCCCUGCUCUUCUUUGGGACUUUGGGAGCGGUCACCACGACCCUCUCCAUCCUGCUCUGGGCCACCCAGCGGCGCAAGGCCAAGCGUUCUUAGUGGGGGCCCCUUCCUCCUGGCCUGGCCACAACGCUGCGCCGAGGACACGGAGCCGGUCCUUCUCCCGCCUGUGGCUCCAGCCGUGACAGCUGCCCCUCCCUCUUCUGGGUCUGUGGCCUCAAAUGGGCUUCUGAGCUCCAUGCUGUCUGGAGGGCAGCCAUGCUUGGACUGGGACUUUCCUGAGCUGCCCCACAGUUUCCUUUCCAUGCUCACCAGGGCAGCUCCUGCACCUAUUUUACAUGUACAUAUUUUCCACCCCAGCAGAGCACAGUCAGAGGGCAGGGGUGCACUCGGCUGGAAGGGGGCGGGGUUGUGUGUGUCACUUUCUUCUUCCCUGUUGGACGUAAACCCUUUGGAUUGUGUGUGACGUUAUCACAAGUGAUCACUGCUGAACUGGCCUGCGUUGAGGUGUGAAGAGGAGCACUCCCUGCCGGGGCCACUGACUCCUCGGGCACGAUCCAAGGGGCUUUGAGCUGCAGCUGGAAGCAGCAGCGGCCCUCCAGAGGGCCUUGGGGACUGCCUUCCUCUGGUGUUCAGGGUCCCUCCACCCCUUUCCAACUGAGGCUUCGCUUGCUGUGGGGUACUCACAAGCGGUUGAACUGAGGACCCACCAGACGUCUUACCCCUCUGCAGCAACAGCAGCCCUUGCAGCCUCAAAGAGCCUUACGGGGUAUAUUGCAUUUCGUUAUGUUUUAAACACGUUAUUGUAAAUUGUUGAAUGUACAAAGGAGCAGGAAAUAGCCAAGAGAUGAUUAAAGAAACUGCAACAGAACAACUUAAAAAGUAAUAAAAUGUACUUUGAUUUCCAAUUA